Molecule: messenger RNA, 642 nt
Organism: Schizosaccharomyces octosporus yFS286
Lineage: Eukaryota; Fungi; Ascomycota; Schizosaccharomycetes; Schizosaccharomycetales; Schizosaccharomycetaceae
Product: mediator complex subunit Pmc5
Exons: 4
Coding region: 1-642 (213 amino acids)
Biological process (GO): regulation of transcription by RNA polymerase II
Cellular component (GO): mediator complex; core mediator complex
Molecular function (GO): transcription coactivator activity
Source: RefSeq, a predicted model, not a curated record
AUGUCAUCCACACCUUCUCUCGAUCUCAGCAAUAUACAAUGGCGGAUGCCUGAAUGGGUACAAUCUGUGGGAGGUCUGCGGACCGAAAAUGUUCUUGACUACUUUUCAUUUUCUCCGUUUUAUGAUCAUAAAUCCAAUAAUCAAAUGUUAAAAAUGCAAUCUCAAUUUAAUGCUCUCGAUUUGGGUGAUCUAAAUAAUCAUUUAAGAAGACUGACCGGAACACAAUUCGUCGUAACUCAAGAAAGACCUCCGUUUUUAUGGAUUAUUCAAAAGCAACAUCGGCUCAACGAGCAAGAAGUACGACCAUUAAAUACUUAUUUUGUUUGCAACGAAAAUAUUUACAUGGCUCCUAAUGCAUAUACAUUGCUAGCAACUCGAAUGUUGAACGCUACUCAUAGUCUUCAGACUGCUUUAAAAAAAAUCGAAAAUAUGCCACAGUACCAUCCUCAAGAAGGAUAUACAUAUCCACAGAAGAUUUCUGACAAUUCAAGUUCACAUAUUAAAGAUCCACAGGAAUCCGAUAAUAAAGAAACCGCUGCUGUCGAUGAUAACGCCGAUAAUACAUUUUCUACCGAAGACUUCUCAGUCGUGAGAGCAUUUAUGAAAAGCCUACACUCUUUCCCUAAUCCUACUAAUCCUUAG